This is a messenger RNA of Salmo salar (Atlantic salmon), 3419 nucleotides long. RefSeq names its product interleukin-2 receptor subunit beta. The record is from RefSeq and is a predicted model, not a curated record. Gene Ontology annotation, biological process: cytokine-mediated signaling pathway; immunoglobulin mediated immune response. Gene Ontology annotation, molecular function: protein binding; cytokine receptor activity. Lineage: Eukaryota; Metazoa; Chordata; Actinopteri; Salmoniformes; Salmonidae. Gene Ontology annotation, cellular component: external side of plasma membrane; membrane.
UAUGUGAAGCCACAAAAAUCCCUUUUCAGUCAGCAAUCUCUUUUCUGUUCACUCGUUUACUUUUCGGAGAAAGCAGGCAGAUGUUUUUCUCGUCAUUAAUGGGGCUGAAUCAUUCAGUGGUGACCAAUUGAGACAAGAAACUGAUUCAUCAUUAAGCACAUGUCCUUCAGUUCAGAGUGAAAUGUAACUCAAACGUAGAGCAUUGAGAAGCCGGUGUUUCUGACACUACAAGAAGGUCCACUACACAAGAAUUAGAAAAAGGACCAGGAAGAAGUCAUAAUGGAGGUUCUAUGGUGUCUCUAUGUCAUCCUGCUCCUCCCCCUACUAACCUGCUCCAGCCAACCACAGCCCUUUAAAAUGCAUCCCCCUGGCAAGCCGACCGUCACCAAUGCCUCAAUCGCCUGGACACCAGGAGGUCCCAUUUCAGAAAUGAUAUCCAACUAUGACUUCCAACUGCAGUGGAAACAGGAACUACAUCACUGGGAGGAUGCUGUGGAGGUGAACAUAUCAAACAAACAGACGUAUUUUGACCUGGACCCUGAGAGGCUGGAGAGAGGAAGGUGGUACCAGGUCAGAGUCAGGGUUCGAGCCGACCCAGACUAUUACCCAGACUGUCAGUGGAGCGACUGGAGCCCCAGUGCAUCAUGGGUGUCUGCUGUGGGCCAGAUGAAGCCACAGCCAACAGGUCUGCAGUGUGUCAAUGACUUCAUCAGUAACAUCACAUGUGUGUUGAACAACACAUACGUGCCCCCAGACAUGCCUUGCACUCUGCAUGGUAAAUACCCCGGGUUUAAAAGGCAAUGUGAGAUGAAGUCCUUGGGAGGUUCCAACACAACUUUGAGAGGCGGCAGUCUGGUCUUUGAGGGCAAUCCACACUUUUGUGACGAUGAUGAAAUACCCAUUGGUGUACAGUGUGGACAAGCAGAAGAUUAUGUGAUAAAGAUUAACUACCUGUAUCAGCCAUUUAACCACAUUAAAAUGCAUCCCCCUGGCAAGCCAAACAUCACCAAUGCCUCAAUCGUCUGGACACCAGGAGGUCCCAUUUCAAAAAUGAUAUUCAACUAUGACUUCCAACUACAGUGGAAACAGGAAGUACAUCACUGGGAGGAUGCUGUGGAGGUGAACAUAUCAAACAAACAGACGUAUUUUGACCUGGACCCUGAGAGGCUGGAGAGAGGAAGGUGGUACCAGGUCAGAGUCAGGGUUCGAGCCGACCCAGACGAUUACCCAGACUAUCAGUGGAGCGACUGGAGCCCCAGUGCAUCAUGGGUCUCCACUCUGGGCCAGAUGAAGCCAACAGGUAGUCCUGAUGUUCUAGACCAGGACUUUGUGGUGGUCACCGUGGUGGGAGCUGUUGUUGUACUGGUCCUGCUGGUCUCCAUGUUGCUCUGCAAAGGAAAUGCUGACAGGGUCAAGAAGAUUCUGAAUCCUCCUAUACCAGAUCCCUCCAGGUACUUUGAGGGCCUCAAACUCCAUCACGAUGGAAACUUCAAGGCUUGGCUGGGUCCUUUGUUUGCCUUUGAAUCCGUCGACUCUGCCUUGCACCGUGAAGACAUCUCCCAGGUAGAGAUUACCAACAGCAUUGGCACCAUCGCCCCCCUGAGGAGGGAGACCGGUACUGCACUACUACUGAAGAAGAGAUUGGACAACAGUGGCCGCUCCGACUUCAGCAACUUCUUAUCUCAAUGCUCCCAGCCUAGAUCCACCUCCAUCAAGCUGGAACCCUGCUCUGUACACUCCCCUUACGGACCAGUAGGUGGCACUACUGAAGAGAUAGAAGAGUGGAAGGAGGAAAACGGAGGAGAAAGGAUGGAUAGUAAUAGAGGUGUAGGGGGGAAGGACGGAGAUAUCAGGGGUGGAGGGAAGGAUGGAGAGAUGGGGGGUGGAGGGAAGGAUAGAGAGAUGUUGGGUGGCAGUAUAUUUGGAGGCAUCAGUGGAGGUAAAGAUAUCGUCCAGGUUUCUUCUUAUGAGCGUGUUGAGAAUAUCCAGGCCCAGCGUCGGGCCCUCAUAAGCCCAGAUUUAGGCAUCGGCAGUGGGGGAGAAGAUCAGGAAAGUCAGGAGAGUGUGGAGGAGGCGGACAGGCCUACUUCGACCAUCCCCCAUUUUGUCUCUCAGGACUUCCAUCUUGUUCCACGUCUUCCUCUUAUCAAUAACAAUAACUUUCCAUUCUGCUCCACCCCCUUACCCAUUUCCCUGUCCGCUUUCCCCCAGCUUCCCUUCACCCUACCUGGGUUGGAUAGUGUAGGGGGAAAGGGUAUGGAGAUGGAGGUUGGAGGAGGUUCUCUCACAAUGUCUUCCUCCUAUGAACGUGUGGAUAAUCUCCAGCUCCAGACCCAAUGCCGUGCCCCUCAGAGCCCAGAUUCAGGCAUUGGCAGUGGGGGAGAGGAUCAGGAAAGUCAGGAGAGCAUGGAGGAUGCGGUCGGGCCAACUGUGACCGCCUGUAACCAUAUCCCUCUUAUUACCACUAACAAUAUAUUUCCAUUCUGUUCCACUCCCUUACCAAUCCCGCUGGAUGUUUUACCCCAACUACCCUUCACCUUCUCUGGUUUGGGGUUGGAUCCAUCCCUGGGACCCAGUACUAGUACCAGUCAUCAAGACAGGCUCCUGGAGGAGAUGUCUCUCCUGUCUUCUUCAAUGGCAAUAGAGCCCUCUAGUGUCGGCUACAUGCCAGUGAAAGAAGCUCAGAACUGAACUAUGACAACAUUUUACUAGGGAGGGACUAAUGAUUUAUAAAUACACUAGAUGACUGACAGGCUGUUUUGAAGCCACCGCUCCUCCAUCUGGGCACUCCCCCUCCAUUGUAAAAAAUACUUUGGAUGCUAUAGAAAUGCAUUUACAAAUGUCUACAUUUGUUUUUACCACAUUUAUUCUAUUACAGACACACUUUUUUAAGAACUAAUGUAACUGUCCCCACUACAACAAAAAAUAUUUACAAAUAUGUCAUUUUGUCGUUGAAACAUUUCAAUGAAAUACUGUAGAAUUCCAUCCAUUCCAAUAAAGCUCCACAGUAGAGGUGUCAUAAUACCCAUAAAAUCUAGCGUUCAAACAGGGAAACGGUUCAAAUAGUUUUUCCACCAUUCAUUUUUCCCUUGAGGGAUUUUAGAAACACUUAAAAUAAGGUCUGUGGCCUCCUGAGUGGUGCAGUGGUCUAAAACUCUGCAUCACAACCUGUGUCAGAGCCCGGCCGUGAGUGGGAGCCCCAUAGGGCGGCACACAAUUGGCCCAGAGCGGCAUGGGUUUGGGUAGGGUUUGGCCGGGGGGCUUUCCUAGGCUUAUCGCACUCUAGCGACUCCUUGUGGUGGUGUUAAAGUGUUAAACAAAUCAAAAUAUAUUUUAGAUUCUUCAAAGUUGCCACCGUUUGCCUUGAUGACAGCUUUGCACACUCUCGGUGUUCUCUCAACCAGCUUCACCUGGAAUGC